AUGACGUGUUCGGUGUACGGACCAGAUAAAGAAGCGAUGGUCGAUUGGUUGCUAGACGAACGAUUCACAUGGGAACGGCCGUUCGGGUCGGAGGACGCCCACGCCGAGAAGAAGAGCGUAGCCGACGGAUUCCGCAAACGGGGUGGCUUAGAGAAUGGGCGUACUGGGCUUCCUGGUUCGUAACCGGGCCAGGAGGACUUCGGCCCUUGUACACAGUCGACAAGUUAGGUUAAGCCACUAUGGUUACUCGGGAUAUUUAACGAUACACGCGAAUGCCUGUCCCCGCAAAGGGCGGAAAACGGUAUACGGAAUUGACGGUUAAUUACAGACUGCAGUCGUCGAUAAACGGCGGCGGCGGCGGGGAAAGUAUUGAGAAAACAGAUUCCCCAUUGUUGUCGGUGAACGAUGAAAAAAAAAAAGAAAUCGUACAAACGGAGCGGUCCCGCAAUACGUUUCCCGCGGUGUAUCUGCACUACAGAAUACACGCCGAGCAUCGUCCAGAAUCUAAACACGGCGAAUCCGCACUCCCGUGCCCGCGAAACGCGAACAAUAGCGACGAUAUUGCCGUCGGCGAAUAUCGCGCGCGCGCGCUCGCCCGUUUCGCCGGUUAG
Molecule: messenger RNA, 611 nt
Organism: Cinara cedri
Lineage: Eukaryota; Metazoa; Arthropoda; Insecta; Hemiptera; Aphididae
Source: the annotation of a GenBank genome assembly